Molecule: messenger RNA, 927 nt
Organism: Vanessa tameamea
Lineage: Eukaryota; Metazoa; Arthropoda; Insecta; Lepidoptera; Nymphalidae
Product: chymotrypsin-2-like
Exons: 5
Coding region: 22-897 (291 amino acids)
Biological process (GO): proteolysis
Molecular function (GO): serine-type endopeptidase activity
Source: RefSeq, a predicted model, not a curated record
AUCAAAUUCGUUUAUAUAUAAAUGCACGCAUCAUUUUUUUGGGUUAUUCCGGAACAAACCAUGUCGCUCAAAGCUGGAUUUUUAUUCGUAACGCUCCUCAUUGGGAGCUAUGCAUUCCCAGCUCAAGAGCAGGAUAUGUCCAUUUUCUUCGACCAUACGGACGCUCAAGCCCGUAUCGUCGGAGGUACCAUCGCUGGCAGCGUGCCCUACAUGGUGGUCCUUAGUUCCGGCGUGUUGGUCAGAAGCUUGUUAUGCGGAGGCUCAGUGAUCACCGACAGACACGUCUUGACCGCUGCCCACUGCAUCGAAGCAGUCUUCUCCGGAGGAAGUUUGAUUAAUUCUCUCCGUGGAACCGUCGGCACCAACCGUUGGAACACCGGUGGUACUCUGUAUAGCUUCGCAAGAAACGUCAGUCACCCCCACUACGUGCGAAGCACCAUCAAGAACGACAUAGGAAUUCUCGUCACCUCAACAAAUGUGGCAUUUUCAAACGCAGUCAAACCUGCAGUUUUGAACUAUGAUUUCGUUGGAGCUGGUAUCCCAACUAGUGUUACUGGAUGGGGUAGAACUGUCGCUGGUGGUGCCAUAUCCCAAAACCUACUGCAGCUCUCCGCCGUCGUAAUCGAUGGUAAUCGCUGCGUCAGCGAGGUAAGGGAUCUUGCAGUGCAGCUCAACGUAAGAAAUGUUCCAGAAGUCGAACCACACCUUGAAAUUUGUACUUUCCACUCCACCGGACAUGGAACAUGCAACGGUGACUCUGGCAGUCCGCUGAUGCGCUCUGAUCGCGAACAGCAAAUCGGUGUGGUGUCUUGGGGACUGCCGUGCGCGCGCGGCGCUCCAGACAUGUUCGUGCGCAUUAGCGCCUUCGCCGAUUGGAUUCAGCAGAGCAUCCGAUAAACUUUUCGUGAUUAAUGUAUUUCUUACACA